AUGGACGCGUCGGAUCUCGUCGACGAUGAGGCGGCCAUCGCGCAGCAGAAGCUGUCGAACGAAGAGUACAAGAUCUGGAAGAAGAACUCGCCCUUCCUGUAUGAUCUCGUGGUGACGCAUGCGCUCGAGUGGCCGUCGCUCACGUGCCAGUGGUUCCCGGACAAGGAGACGCCGGCGGGGCAGUCGUACACGCAGCACCGGCUGCUGCUGGGCACGCACACGUCCGAGCAGGACCAGAACUACCUGCAGAUCGCUCAGGUGCAGCUGCCCACCACGGGCGCCGACGGACCGUCGAACGCCGCCGAGUCGCGGCUCGACCUCAAGCAGUACGACGAGGACAAGGGCGAGAUCGGCAGCUACUCGGCCACCACGGCGCGCCUCACCAUCGUCCAGAAGAUCAACCACGACGGCGAGAUCAACCGCGCGAGAUACUGUCCGCAGAACUGCGACCUGAUCGCCACGCGCACCGUCACGGGAAAGACGUACGUCUUUGACCGCACCAAGCACUCCAACACGCCCUCGGCCGAUGGAGUUUGUCGGCCCGAUAUUGAGCUCGAGGGCCAGACGGCGGAAGGGUAUGGCUUGAGCUGGUCGCCGCUGAAGCAGGGCCACAUCUUGGCGGCUAGUGAAGACACUACAGUGUGCCACUGGGAUAUCAACCAGUACACCAAGGGCAACAACACGCUGCAGCCCGUGGCGACGUACACGGGGCACACGGCGAUUGUCGAGGAUGUGGCGUGGCACAACCACCACGAGUCGCUGUUCGGUUCGGUGGGCGAUGAUCGUCAGCUGCUCAUCUGGGAUGUUCGCGAGGCACCGACCGCACCCAAGUACCGCGUCGAGGCGCACGCGGGCGAGGUCAACACGCUCGCGUUCAGCCCGGACAACGAAAACAUCCUCGUGACGGGAUCGUCGGACAAGACGCUGGGUGUGUGGGAUCUGCGCAACCUCAAGGUGAAGCUGCACUCGCUCGAGGCGCAUACCGACGAGAUCCUCUCUGCGUGCUGGAGCCCGCAUAAUCCGACCGUGCUGGCGAGCGCAAGUGCCGAUCGAAGGGUCAACAUCUGGGACCUCAGCAAGAUCGGUCAGGAACAGACGCCCGAGGAUGCAGAAGACGGUCCGCCCGAAUUGGUCUUUGUGCACGGUGGGCAUACCAGCCGACCAACCGAUCUCGGCUGGAGCCCCCAUCUCGAAUGGGCCCUUACCACGGCGGCCGAGGACAAUAUCGUCAUGGUCUGGAGACCGAGUAAGGCCGUCAUCGACACGGGCAACGAACAUGUCGCUCCCGAAGACCUCGAAUAA
Molecule: messenger RNA, 1302 nt
Organism: Moesziomyces aphidis
Lineage: Eukaryota; Fungi; Basidiomycota; Ustilaginomycetes; Ustilaginales; Ustilaginaceae
Source: the annotation of a GenBank genome assembly